GGCUGCCAAUCAAAGCCUCGAAGCAACGUCCUUCGCUUGUUCCUAUUGGUCUGGUGAUUGAUUAAUUCUGCGAAGAAACGGUCAGUGUUGCAGAAUUCUCUCCCAGUGAGAGCUCGCGACGCGCUUUUCUCCCCACUCGAUUCUUAUAAAAAAAGGUUGCUUUCAGUUUGAGCUCCGCCACCAUCGAUCUGACGGUUAGCUUAUGGUCUUUCUCUGCUUCGAGUUUCGCGGUUGAAGGAGGCCUGCGGGGAUGGAGAACGGCGCCGGAGUUGAGCAGGGGAUCAGUCCUUUAAUGGCGGAGCUGGCUCGGGCGCUGCGCCUCGUGCAGCAGCUCGAUUCCCAUCUUUCCUGCCCUUCGCCGGCCGAGUCCUGCAAGUCCUUGGCGCCCGAUAUCCUCUCCUCCAUUCAAAAAUCGAUCUUGAUGGCUCAGUCGAGCAACCCCGGCUCGCCGGCGUCCGCCGGCGGCAGUCCCCGGAGCGAUAGCUCCAGCCCGGCGUUCCGGGAUCAAGAACGCAAGGAGAUGAUGAAGAAAAGGAAGACGCUUCACAAGUGGACGAGACAAGUGAAGCUCACCCCCGGCGCGGCUGGAGGCGUCGAAGGGCCGGUGGACGACGGCUACAGUUGGAGAAAGUACGGCCAGAAAGACAUCCUUGGAGCCAAACACCCAAGAGCCUACUACAGAUGCACCCACCGGAAAACACAGGGCUGUCCGGCGACGAAGCAAGUGCAGCGAUCGGACGACGACCCUCUGCUGUUCGACAUCACCUACCUGGGAACGCACUCGUGCCUGCAAAGGCCACAGAACAAGGAGCAGCAGCAGCAGAGGAAGCAGAGGCCGGAGCUGAAAGUUAAAACUGAAGGCUUGGACGGCGAUGCUUCUCUAUCUUUUGCGUCCGUAUCCGACGAAAUGCCGGCGGAGAUCUUCUCCAUAAUCGGCACUUCGUCGCCGGAUUUUCUGUCUCCGGUCACCUCCGAGUCCGCCUGCUUGUUCAUGUCGCCGUGUCCUAUGGUAACUAGCCUCGACUGGGGCAAUUCGUCUGUCGUCGACAUGGAUUUCUUGCUCGAUGAGCUCGACUUGGAACAGAGCUUCCAAUUCGAUGCCUCAAGCUUCUCCACAUAAGGAUUUAUUUUUUAGUGGAUAGGAUAGAAGUAUCGACCAAUCGAUCACUGUUCAGUCACCUGUGUUUGAAGGAAUGGUUCGUGGAAUCAUUAUUCGACAAGUCAUUGUAGGAAAUUAUGAUAUCUCUUUUCGGUGGUCUCUCACACAAUUUGGCGUGUACUAUAUAAAAGAAAUAAAUAAAUCAAUUCAUAAUCGGCCAUUAAAUGAUUA
Messenger RNA from Zingiber officinale, 1330 nucleotides. Its product is annotated as probable WRKY transcription factor 41. Gene Ontology annotation, molecular function: transcription cis-regulatory region binding; DNA-binding transcription factor activity. Gene Ontology annotation, cellular component: nucleus. NCBI's taxonomy places the organism in Eukaryota, Viridiplantae, Streptophyta, Magnoliopsida, Zingiberales, Zingiberaceae. The record is from RefSeq and is a predicted model, not a curated record. The transcript is spliced from 3 exons. Gene Ontology annotation, biological process: regulation of DNA-templated transcription. Bases 251 to 1120 code for a protein of 289 amino acids.